Messenger RNA from Penicillium odoratum, 1809 nucleotides. RefSeq names its product alkyl/aryl-sulfatase. The record is from RefSeq and is a predicted model, not a curated record. NCBI's taxonomy places the organism in Eukaryota, Fungi, Ascomycota, Eurotiomycetes, Eurotiales, Aspergillaceae. Gene Ontology annotation, biological process: dodecyl sulfate metabolic process. Gene Ontology annotation, molecular function: protein dimerization activity; linear primary-alkylsulfatase activity. The transcript has a single exon. Bases 1 to 1809 code for a protein of 602 amino acids.
AUGACCGACUUUCAGAACGCAACCCGUGGAUUCCUUGGAACACUCGAACCAGGAAUCAUCAAGACACUUUCCGGCGAAACUGUUUGGGACAACAAUGCUUAUGGAUUCCUGGAAAAUGAUCAGCAAUGCCCACCGACAGUCCAUCCAAAACUAUGGCGACAAGGCCAGCUCACGGUCAAACAUGGGCUCUUCAAAGUCACUCAAAGAAUCUACCAAGUUCGUGGCUUUGACCUGUCAAAUAUGACGCUCGUGGAAGGAGAAAAAGGCGUGAUCAUAAUCGAUCCCCUGGUAUCAAAUGAGUGUGCUGCAGCAGCAUUCUCACUAUACAAGAAACAUCGCGGGGAUCGGCCUCUCACUGGCUUGAUCUACUCGCACUCGCAUAUCGAUCACUUCGGCGGUGCACGGGGAGUCCUACCACCAGGAUUGGAGGAUCAGAUCCCUAUUGUCGCCCCGGAAGGAUUCAUGGAGGAAGCGACCAGCGAAAAUAUCUAUGCCGGACCGGCAAUGAGGCGCAGGGCGAGAUAUAUGUAUGGAACCACUUUACCCAGGAGCGUGGAGGGCCAAGUAGGAUGUGGACUGGGAAUGGCUACCUCGAGAGGAACCACAUCGCUGAUUCCACCCAACGUUCUGAUUUCAAAUACCAAUGAUGAAAGACUGGUGGAUGGUGUCAGAAUUGUCUUCCAGAUGGUGUCUGGCACUGAGGCGCCGUCGGAAUUCAACUUCUACUUCCCUGACACCAAGGCACUGUACAUUGCCGAGUGCGCAACCCACUGCAUGCACAACAUUUCCACUCUCCGGGGUGCACUUGUUCGGGAUGCGAAAGCCUGGUCGCGUUACCUUGAUGAAAGCCUUGUGCUAUACGGUGGCGAGGCCGAUGUCUUGUUGGCCGGACACAACUGGCCGACCUGGGGCAGAGCCGAUAUCACUCGCAUGUUAGUUGAGCAGCGUGACAUGUACGCCUUCAUGCAUGACCAGACAGUCCGCCUCAUGAACGAGGGAAUGACAGGUGUGGAAAUUGCAGAGACCCUCAGCCUGCCCCCAGCACUUGACAGCGCCUGGCAUCUCCAGGGCUAUUAUGGAUCACUCAGCCACAAUAUCAAGGCUAUCUAUUCCCGCUACAUGACAUGGUUCGAUGGGAAUCCCGUUAAUCUAUGGAAGCACCCUCCCGCCGAAGAAGGUAAGCGAUACAUCGCGUGCAUGGGUGGUAUCGAAGGAACUAUCACUCUAGCGGAACAAUUCGCCGCCAAGGAUGAUCUGCGCUUUGCAGCUACCCUGCUGGGGCAUGUUAUUGCCGCAGAGCCAAAGCAUACCCGGGCGCGUAGUGCACUCAGCUCGGUGUUUAAGAAACUUGGAUUCGGAGCAUUGAAUGCAACUUGGCGAAACUUCUAUUUAACUGGUGCAGCGGAUUUGGCGCCUGAAAGCACCACUACACCAUCGCCACAGAGCACCAAAACGGUGGACCUCAAUCCAUUGUUGAGCGUGGAGCAGUGGUUGUGUUCUCUUUCUGUUCAGAUUGAUGGUAUACGCGCAGCUGGCAAAUCUUUUGCGAUUGAUGUCACGCUGUCGGAUCAAGGUCAGACCUGGCGCCUCAUUCUGAGCAAUGGUGCCUUGAGUUACCGGAUCCUUUCGGGGAAUACAUCCUUGGAGAAACCGGGACUACACUUCAAAGUGGCCAAAGCUGAAUUAAGAAGUCUACUUCUGUGUCGCAUUAAAGUAGACGCUCAGAUGUGCGAAGGUGACCCGAAGCUAUUCCAAGAUCUGAUGCAAUUUUUCCCGUGGGGAAACAAGCCUUUCGAAAGCCAUCUCUGA